AUGUUAACAUGUGAUUCUUACUCCUCCGUGACACCUGAUCCCUUUCCUCAUGUUUUAGAGGUCCUUGUUAACUCUGUUGUCUAUAUUUAUUGUGAUGUGAUGGGUCCAUCAAUCAAUGGACUAGAUUCGCUACUGAAGAUGCCAUAUGGAUGUGGUGAACAGAACAUCCUGAACUUUGCUCCCAAUAUAUUCGUACAGAAAUACCUAAAAGUUACAAAUAACCUAACACCAGACCUAGAAAAGAAAGCUAAAGAAUACAUGAUCAAAGGUUACCAGAGGCAGAUGACAUAUGUCCAUCCAGACGGAUCAUACAGCGCUUUUGGCAAGAGUGACGCUUCAGGUAGUACUUGGUUGACUGCUUUUGUUGUGAAGUCGUUCGCUCAGGCCUCAGAUUUUAUCACCAUUGACGAGAAUGUGGUAAGGGAUGCCGUAACCUGGCUCAUUUCUCAACAAAACAAAAAUGGAACCUUCAGAGAACCAGGCAUAGUCAUAAACAGCAGAAUGCAGGGCGGCUCAGCAGCAGGUGAGAGGACUCUCACGGCGUUUACUCUUAUCGCUCUCAAAGAAGCAGAGAACAUGCAGGGG
Messenger RNA from Saccostrea cuccullata (small rock oyster), 585 nucleotides. Its product is annotated as CD109 antigen-like. NCBI's taxonomy places the organism in Eukaryota, Metazoa, Mollusca, Bivalvia, Ostreida, Ostreidae. The annotation marks the transcript as partial. The record is from RefSeq and is a predicted model, not a curated record. The transcript has 5 exons.